Molecule: messenger RNA, 1557 nt
Organism: Rotaria socialis
Lineage: Eukaryota; Metazoa; Rotifera; Eurotatoria; Philodinida; Philodinidae
Source: the annotation of a GenBank genome assembly
AUGCAAAACGGUAAUGGUAAAUGUGAUCAUCAUAAUUUGUUAUCAGAUGGUUUAACACAAAAACAAUUAUUUGAAAAUAAUGAUGGCAUCACUUAUAAUGAUUUUAUUAUUCUACCCGGUUUCAUAAAUUUUUCAUCGGAUAGUGUUUCACUUCAAUCGAAACUUACGAAAACAAUUACUAUCAAAACACCAUUUAUAUCUAGUCCGAUGGAUACUGUCACAGAAUCAGGAAUGGCUAUUGCAAUGGCAUUGAAUGGUGGCAUAGGAAUCAUUCAUCAUAAUUGUUCGGUUGAAUAUCAAGCAAGUGAAGUCAGACGUGUUAAACGGUAUGAACAAGGUUUUAUCACUGAUCCUUUGAUUCUUGCACCGAACAAUACAGUUGCAGAUGUUUAUGCGAUCAAGAAACUGCAUGGUUUCUCUGGUAUUCCGGUGACAGAAAAUGGAAAAAUUAAUAGCAAAUUAUUAGGUUUAAUAACAUUCCGGGAUAUUGACUUUUUGCCUAAAGAUCAAUGGUCAACAAUUCCUGUUAGUCAAGUAAUGACACCCAUUGAAGAACUUGUUACAGCUAAAAAUGAUCUUACACUUAAAGAUGCUUAUCAUAUUUUACAACGUAGUAAAAAAGGUAAAUUACCUAUUAUUGAUUCCAAUGGGGAUCUUGUUUCAUUAAUUGCUCGUACUGAUUUGGAAAAAAAUCGUGAUUAUCCAUUAGCAUCAAAAGAUAAUCGUCGACAAUUAUUAUGCGGAGCAGCUAUAGGUACACGAAAAGAAGAUGAAAAACGUCUUGAAGCACUCGUACAAGUGGGUGUUGAUGUUAUUGUACUUGAUUCAUCACAGGGAAAUUCUAUCUAUCAAAUUAAUAUGAUAAAACAUAUAAAAAAUCUCUAUCCACAUAUACAAGUUAUUGCUGGUAAUGUUGUUACACAAACUCAAGCAAAAAAUUUAAUUGAAGCUGGUGCUGAUGCGCUUCGUGUUGGUAUGGGUAGUGGAUCAAUCUGUAUCACACAAGAAGUUAUGGCUGUUGGACGAGCUCAAGCUACCGCUGUUUAUAAAGUAGCUGAAUAUGCUCGUCAAUUUGAUGUACCCGUUAUUGCUGAUGGUGGAAUAUCAUGUGUUGGACAUAUUGUUAAAGCAUUAACAUUAGGAGCUAAUUGUGUUAUGAUGGGCUCGUUAUUAGCUGGUACACAGGAAGCACCUGGUGAAUACUACUAUCAAGAUGGUGUUCGACUUAAGAAAUAUCGUGGCAUGGGCAGUCUUGAUGCAAUGAAUGCAUGCCAAGAAUUAUCUGCUGCAAGUCGAUAUUAUUCCGAAGGUGAUCAUGUUAAAGUUGCGCAAGGUGUUGCUGGAAGUGUUGUUGAUAAGGGGAGUAUUCAUCGAUUUAUUGGUGGUUAUCUUUAUACAGGUGUACAAAAAUCAUUCCAAGAUAUUGGCUGUCAAUCAGUUAAACAAUUACAUGAUGAUUCUCAAAAAGGUAUCAUUCGAGUUGAAAACCGUACGGCAUCAGCUCAACUUGAAGGUGGCGUACAUAAUUUGCAUUCCUAUGAAAAAAAACUUUUUUAA